AUGGCGAAAGGCAGCUCGAUGUGGACUGACCAACUCGUGUCGUUGCUCGGCCUGGACAAGGAGACGGUCAACGUGCAGAUCCUCCCGUUUCUCGACUCGUUUGACGAUCAAGCAUCGCUAUGUACGCAUCUGCAAGGGUUGGUCGGAACUGAGACCCCUCUCGCCAAAUCCUUUGUUCGAGACUUUACGCGUUCGCGCUUUCCUCAACAGCCAAGCACCUCGGGAUCGACCACACCGACUUUGCGCUCAGCAACGACGGGUGACGGCACAGCACACGUGACAGCUCCGAAGAAACGCGGGAAGCGAACGCUUGCAGAGCGAGCUGGGAUUGGGCACACCCUAGCUCCGAGGAAGCUACAGGAGUCUGAUCUGGAUGAGCAAGAGCAUAUGGCUAGGCUUUCAGAGGCGUUCGGUGGGAUGGGGACGGUGUACAAGAAGAAACAGGAUCAAGACGAUUUCUUUGUAGGUACGGCAAAGGGUAAGAAGGCAAAGCAACCAGGAUCGAGGCAGAUAGCAUCUGUCAGAAGCGUCGAUGCACCAGCUCGGCACCAGUCGGACCUCACUGCAGCUGCUAAGGCUAGUCCAGACGAGACACUUUAUACAACCUCGAUCAUCGAUCACGACGAGACGUCUACAUCCCCUUCACUAGCCAAGUCGCAGCCUUCUCCACCACCGACAAGCGAGAUGCUCGCCAUCGACGCCGUCAUCGAGGAGCUCACUUCUACGUCGGCUUUCGACUCUUCCUCUUCGACGUUGACCGCAAUGCCUCGCAAAAUGUGUUUCUGUCAAGGUCGUCGACACCCACUAGCACCAUAUGCACCGCUGUGCUAUUCGUGCGGACUCAUCUUGUGCUCUGCAUUGCAUCCGUCACCGCUUAGCCUGCUCUCCUCAUGCCCAUCGUGCUCAACCUCACCUCUGCUAGGAGCGUCAGCGCGCUCCGAUCUGGUGAAUAAGCUCAGCGCCGAACGAGAGGUUCUGUUCGAGCAGCAGUUGCUGCAGAUCCAGCUGCAACGAGAACAGAAGAAAAUCAACAAGGCGAGCGCACACAGUGCUAGAGAGGAAGAGGCUGCUCUCUUUCCACAGCUGGGUAAGGAUGCUUCUACUGCAGCAGCGGCAGGGUCGAGCGUACCGCAAGCAGCACCGGUGAUGGGCAAGCAUGGCGCGCUUCAAAAGGCCAGAGCGAUCGCGGGCGAUGCACAGAGGACGGCGAAAGUUUUAAGCUUGGAUAUGAAGACGCACAAGGUCAAGACACAUACCAAGGUGACCAGGCCAAAAGCGGUUGUUCAGCCAGAAGCGAGCGUGGUGGACAGCCAAGCACAGAAGGAGCAGGAUGUAAACAAGGAUCCGUUCGUGGGUUUGGACGGGUCGACACUUGUCAAGAAUGAGAUGGAUGAUGGGUUGAGCGGCGAGCGGGGAAGGAUGUCGAGGGUGAGAUUUAACUUGGAAAAGGGAGCGCAGGCGAUUCCGUCACGAGAAUGGUGCUUUUCUGGCGCACCGUUCACGCUGAGACCCACGGCGCGUUCAUACUAG
Mycosarcoma maydis (corn smut) is the source of this 1530-nucleotide messenger RNA. RefSeq lists its product as uncharacterized. NCBI's taxonomy places the organism in Eukaryota, Fungi, Basidiomycota, Ustilaginomycetes, Ustilaginales. Gene Ontology annotation, molecular function: zinc ion binding. Gene Ontology annotation, cellular component: nucleus. The record is from RefSeq and is a predicted model, not a curated record. The transcript has a single exon. Gene Ontology annotation, biological process: regulation of DNA-templated transcription. The coding region runs from base 1 to 1530 and encodes 509 amino acids.